AUGUUCAACGGUGCAGUGACGUUUAGACUUCUAAGUAGGUCGUGUAUAUCACGAUCUACUAGAAUAAUAAGACCAGUGGGUCACGGUGAAACAUUGACUCGUUUGAUUACACCACGACUGUUUUCAACGAUGCCUCGCCGUUCAUUGCAUCAAUCGUGGAUCAACUUGAACAAGCAAUUACGCGACGACAAGAAUGAGGAUGAUUUAGAGAAAACUAGACGGGAAUACGAAGCCAAGUUGAACAAGAACUCUGAAAAUAAAGAGGAAUCAAAGCCACAGGUGGGAGAGGAAUCCAAUGAAAAGAAUAAAGAGAAGGAAGAAGAGAAACCCAAAGAAAAGAGUAAAGAUAAGGAAGAGGAAGAGCAAAUACGAGAGGAGUUGAGAAGGAAGUUUAUGGAGAAACAUCCUGGUGCAGAACCUAAAGAUUUCAAGAUUUACAAGAUUGAAUGGAAACAAAUUGCCAAUGUAAUGUUUCUUACAACUGCAUCAUUAUUGCUUUGGCUCUACAUUAUUUCAUCAAUGCAAGAUCAAAGAGGACAACAAGAAUUAUCAAUGCAAAGCUUUAUAACCAAUUACUUGGAAAAGGGGCUAGUGACAAAAUUAACCGUCGUUAACAAGUAUGUUGUUGAAGCUCUGUUAAUUCCUGGUGCCGUUAGCAGUGCUACUUUUACCAAACCCGACGGAUCGCCAGCUGUACUGUUUACUAUUGGAUCAAUAGAGUAUUUUGAAGAUGAGAUUAAUAAAGUUCAAGAUAGGUUGGCAAUACCUAUGGAUGAGAGAAUACCAAUUGUUUAUGAAGAAAAAGGAUCGUGGAUGAGUUAUAUCUUACCCAUUUUACCAACUGUCUUGUUGAUUGGUGGGUUGUAUUAUUUAACAAUGAGACGUAUGCCAGGGGGUGGCGGUUCUGGUGGUCCAGGCGGUGGUGCCGGUGGUGGUCCAGGUGGUAUCUUCAAGAUUGGUAAAUCAAAAGCCAAGUUAUUUAACCAAGAAACCGACGUCAAGAUCAAAUUUAAAGAUGUUGCUGGAUGCGACGAAUCGAAGGAAGAGAUUAUGGAAUUUGUCAAGUUUUUGCAAGACCCCAAAAAGUAUGAGAAAUUGGGUGCCAAGAUCCCUCGUGGUGCAAUUUUGUCGGGGCCUCCUGGUACAGGUAAGACCUUGUUGGCAAAAGCAACUGCUGGUGAAGCAGGUGUACCUUUUCUCAGUGUUUCCGGAUCGGAAUUUGUUGAGAUGUUUGUUGGUGUUGGUGCAUCGCGUGUACGUGAUUUAUUCAAAACGGCAAGGGAUAUGGCCCCAGCAAUCAUUUUUGUUGAUGAGAUUGAUGCUAUUGGUAAAGAAAGAGGUAAUGGUCGUAUGGGUGGCAAUGAUGAGCGUGAAAACACCUUGAAUCAAUUAUUGGUUGAAAUGGACGGGUUUGAUACUACUGAUCAUGUUGUUGUUUUGGCCGGUACCAAUCGUCCUGACAUUUUGGAUAAGGCAUUAUUGAGACCAGGUAGAUUUGAUAGACAUAUUUCCAUUGAUGUUCCUGAUGUCGAAGGUAGGAAAGAAAUUUUCAAAGUGCAUUUGAACAAGUUGAAAUUGCAAGCAGUUGAAGAUAUCGAUAUUAAACAAAAAGAUGUUGAUUUUGCCAAAUUUCAACAAUUGAAAAACAAUGCUAUUGAGCAAUUGGCUGGAAGAUUGGCUGCUUUGACCCCUGGUUUUGCCGGUGCUGAUAUUGCCAAUUGUGCCAAUGAAGGAGCUUUGAUUGCUGCUAGGGAAAAUGCUCUGGCUGUUGAUGUGCACCAUUUUGAACAAGCUAUUGAACGAGUUGUUGCUGGAUUGGAAAAGAAAUCAAGAAUUUUGGCACCCGAGGAAAAAAAGACUGUUGCUUAUCAUGAAGCUGGGCAUGCCAUUUGUGGAUGGUUUUUAGAGUAUGCUGACCCAUUGGUUAAGGUAUCCAUCAUCCCUCGUGGACAAGGUGCUUUAGGAUACGCCCAGUAUUUACCAAAAGAUCAAUACCUCACCUCGGAAGAACAAUUUAAACAUCGAAUGAUUAUGACUCUUGGUGGAAGAGUUAGCGAAGAGUUACAUUUCGAUACUGUAACCAGUGGUGCAUCUGAUGAUUUCAAAAAGAUUACCCAAAUGGCCCAACAAAUGAUUUUGAACUUGGGAAUGUCGGAUAAACUUGGUCAAAUUUGCUAUGAUACUGGUGAUAAUGGCAAUGGGUUUAAAGUGCACAAUAAUUACUCUGAGGAAACUGCUCGAGUAAUCGAUCAAGAAGUGAAACGAUUAAUUGAUGAAGCAUACGUGGCUUGUCAUAAGUUGUUGAAGGAGAAGAUUGAUUUGGUUGAUCAAGUGGCUGAAGAGUUGUUCAAGAAGGAAGUGUUGACGAGGGAGGAUAUGAUUAGAAUCUGUGGCAAGAGACCAUUUUUGGAAAGAAAUGAUGCGUUUGAUAAGUAUAUUCAAGGCCAGGAUGCAUUCAAAGGUAGACCCAAAACUACUGAUGAUGCUCCACCUGCUGCACCAGCAUAA
This is a messenger RNA of Lodderomyces parapsilosis, 2508 nucleotides long. It is a transcript of the gene AFG3, whose product is annotated as AAA family ATPase. The record is from RefSeq and is a predicted model, not a curated record. Bases 1 to 2508 code for a protein of 835 amino acids. Gene Ontology annotation, biological process: protein-containing complex assembly; mitochondrial protein processing. NCBI's taxonomy places the organism in Eukaryota, Fungi, Ascomycota, Pichiomycetes, Serinales, Debaryomycetaceae. The transcript has a single exon. Gene Ontology annotation, cellular component: membrane; m-AAA complex. Gene Ontology annotation, molecular function: ATP hydrolysis activity; ATP-dependent peptidase activity; ATP binding.